Molecule: messenger RNA, 1607 nt
Organism: Paramecium octaurelia
Lineage: Eukaryota; Ciliophora; Oligohymenophorea; Peniculida; Parameciidae
Source: the annotation of a GenBank genome assembly
AUGAAGGGAAAGAAAUUGUUGGAUGAUGAUGAGGAAUUUUUAAGAUCGAAAUCAUAGAUGGUAUAAUAAUAAACUAUAGGAUAGGAUGUAUUUCCUAAGUGGCAAGAAUUGAAACCAUUGGGUAAAAAUAUCCAUAGAAGAUCAUAUCAUUCAUGUGUGGCUCAUGAGAAUUAGUAAAUAUAAAAUGUAUAACGUUAGUCUUUAUGUGUAUGGGGGAUAUGAAACUAAUGAAGGAAUUUUGAGUGAUUUUUGCAGAAUUCCAUCACCUGUUUCACCAAAGUCUUUUUGUUGGACAAUCUUGAUGAAGAAAGCCGCAGGAGAUAAUGCAUAAGAUUAAGUUCCAGGGCCAUUAAGAAAUCAUACAGCAGUAGUUCAUUAGAAUAAAAUGUACAUAUUUGGAGGAAAGGAAAACUUGAUGUCACCAACUGCAAGAUUGUGGAUCUAUGAUUUUUAGGAGGAAGUAUUUGUUGAGGGAAAGGAGUGCAUAAUAGAUGGCAAGAAGAUGGCAGUGGAAGGGCAUCAAAGUUGUCUUUGGAAUGAACAGGUAAUGUGCAAACGAUAAUGUUAGUAAUACAUGGUUGUCUUUGGAGGAUUUUACAGUGAUACUGGAUAUAGAUCUUCAAUACUAUUUUAUGAUCUAUAGAAGGAAGUUUGGUCAAUGAUAUUCAAAGGAGAUAACAAUUCAGCACAAUUCCCAAAAGGAAGAGCAGAAGCAGGAGUUACAUUAAUUGGAAAUUAAUUGUAUGUAUAUGGAGGAUGUAAUUACGAGUCGAGAUUUGGGGACUUUUGGAAAUUUGACUUGGAAAAUAGAUAGUGGGGAUUAAUUGUAACAGAAAAAUCUCCAGGAGUAUAUAUAGUUUUAUUGAUAUCAUAUAGACAAGAUCAUCCACAUCCUUACUAGUUCAUCCUUAAGGGAUUAUGUUAUUUGGUGGAAUUCAUGAUAUAACCCAUGAGAAAAACGAUUUGUGGUUAUACAGAGGGAAUGAAUGGAUUUAAUUGGAAGAAGAUACAAGCAGAAGACAAGUGGCAGAUGAAAUGCUAAAUGAGUCUGCCUUCGACAAGGCUAGUCAAGCAAGACCAUAGAAGAAGGAGAAGGGUAAGAAUGAACCUAGAUCCUUUUUAUUGUUGGAUGAUGAGCAAAAGAAUUCUCUUCAUUAAAGACGAAAUUCUGUGAAAAAUCUUGAUUAAAAGUAACCCACUGAUACAAACAAUAAUUUCUAAUUAAAUAGUAUGGAUGAAUUGAAGAAGAAACGAUUGCAACAAAAGAAAAACUAAAUGCUGUAUUGAAAACAUUGUAUAAAAAUAGGGCCGAAUUCGAAAUGAAUGAAGAAGAAAAAUCAAAGUUUAGGAGUUCAUCACCCACAACAGAUUAAAUUAAAAAUUCAAUAAGUGUGAUCACAAAUUAAGAAAAAUAAGGUGGAUAAAGAAAAAUACAAUCACCAACAGGCAAAAAGAAUGCGAUAUAGGCAUCUCUUAGUGGCAAGAAACCAUGCGCUAGGGAUGGUCAUAGUGCUAUUGUAAUGGGUGACAUAAUGAUCGUAUUUGGAGGAGACAGAAAUUUAAUGUCCUUUAAUGACAUCUAUAUGUACUCGUUCAAUUAGAAAUGA